Molecule: messenger RNA, 2677 nt
Organism: Amborella trichopoda
Lineage: Eukaryota; Viridiplantae; Streptophyta; Magnoliopsida; Amborellales; Amborellaceae
Source: RefSeq, a predicted model, not a curated record
GCGAAAAAAAGGAACAAGAAGCAGAAUACCAGCGAUGUGGUGGCCAUGGAUACUUCUUCAGAAAACACCCAAUUUCAGCCUCAAGGUCUUUCCCCACACUUAGACAAAGUAUAGGGUCUUAGGCAUGGCUUCAAAUUCUGCUAUGGAUUCCACAAACACCCAUUGUUCCUCUCGUGAUAUUGCCUGGCGCCAUUGCGAGCUUAUAAAAGAUGAGGGGAAAUCAAAAUACAUUUGUUUAUACUGUCGAAAACUAAUCAGUGGAGGGGGGAUUCACCGUGUUAAGGAACAUUUAGCUGGAAGGAAGGGAAACGUAGCCCCUUGUAAAAGUGUCCCUGCUGAAAUUAGGUAUCAAAUGACUCAAAACUUAGGAGAAGUGGUUUCAGAUCACCAAAAACGUCAAAAGAUUAUUGAGGAUUAUGUUGAUGCCCAGACAUCUGCAUCCCCAAUUUCCUUCUCUGUUGAGCCAAAGCCUUUGUUGGAAUCAGAGUCACCCCAAACUAAUUUGGAGUCCUCUGCUAAAGACAAGGGUAAAGUUGUGCCUGACGUGGUAGAGGGAAGUAGAAAAAAGAGUAACCGUUUAGCGAGAGAAGCAGGUAAUUCCAUUGUUCCUUGUAGUGUCCGUGGUGGUCAGGCGAGCUCUAAGGGUGCCCUUCUAGGGAAAGUUGUGAAAGAAAAUGUUGAUAUGGCGAUUGGCCGUUUUCUUUUUUGAUAGUGCUAUUCCCUUUGAUGGUGUGAAGUCUUUUUAUUUUCAACAAAUGGUGGAUGCCAUAUCAGCCAUAAGCCCUGGAUAUGAGGUUCCGACAUACCAGGAUAUGAGGGGUCGGAUCCUGAAGAAGGUAUUGGAAGAGGUAAAGAGUCAUAUACAAACAUAUAGGAAGUAUUGGGCAUCAUUGGGUUGUACGAUUAUGGUUGAUGGGUGGAGUGAUGGGAGAGGCAUGACUUUGAUUAAUUUUUUGGUAUAUUGUCCAAAGGGAACUGUAUUUUUAAGAUCGGUGAAUGCAUCAGAGAUAGUUGAGUCUGCUGAAAGCAUGUAUGCAUUGUUUAAGGAAGUGGUUGAGGAGGUGGGUGUGAAUAAUGUUGUGCAAAUUAUCACUGAUAAUGUUGAAAGUUAUGCGAUUGCUGGAAAUAUGCUUUGUGAAACAUAUCCUUCUAUAUUUUGGAGUCCAUGUGCUGCUCGUUGCAUUGAUUUGAUUCUAUUCAAGAUAGGAGAAAUUGAAGAAGUUAAGAAAGUAAUCAGAACGGCAAGGGAAAUCACAAAGUUUAUUUAUAACCAUGCGACUGUUUUGAAUAUGAUGCGUAAAUUUACAAAUGGAAAGGAAUUGGUUUGGCCAUCAAGCACCCGGUCUGCUACCAAUUUCUUGACAUUGCAAAGCAUGGUUGCCCAAAAAGAUGGAUUGAGAGCUAUGGUCACUUCGAAAGAUUGGUUAGACAGUGCAUAUGCAAAGAAGAGCAAUGGUACAUUGGUGGUUGAUAUUUUAUUGGAUUCACACUUUUGGACGUCAUGCACUCAAGUGAUUCGAUAUACUGAGCCUCUAUUGCGAGUUCUAAGGAUGGUAGACAGUGAGCAAAGACCUGCUAUGGGAUACAUAUAUGAGGCUAUGUUACGUGUGAAAGAUGCCAUUCGUAUUGCAUUUAAGAGCAAAAAGUCAGACUACAUGCCUAUUUGGGAUAUAGUUGAUUCACAGUGGGAUAGGCAACUUCAACGACCUCUUCAUGCAGCAGGAUAUGUUCUUAACCCUGCGUGCUUCUUUAGCCCAGGUUUCUCAGAUGACCACCCAGGGGUCACUACAGGGAUAUUAGACUGCAUUGAGAGGCUAGUAUCAGGGCAACGCAAUCAUGACAAGGUUAUUAAGGAGCUCAAUGUUUAUAAAUCGUCUGGAGGUGACUUUGGAAGGAGCAUGGCAAUUCGAGCGAGGAAUACCAUGCUUCCUUCUGAUUGGUGGUCUACAUUUGGAGGGCAAUGCCCCAACUUAAAGCGUUUGGCAAUGCGUGUACUUAGCCAGACUUGCAGUGCAUCUGGUUAUGAGUGCGAUUGGUCUGUUUUCGUGCGUAUGCACACGACUAAAAGUAAUAGGUUGGAGCAUAAAAGACUCACUGACUUAGUUUUUGUGCACUACAACCUACGUUUGAGGCAACGGGAGAAUGCAAAGAUGAAGCUUAUUGAUCCUAUUGCAUUGGAGAAUAUUGACACUUCGGAAGAAUGGGUUGUGGAAUUUGAGCCAUCGAUGCUCGAGGGGGAUGAUGACAUGGACUGGAUGACCUUGGAUAGACCAAUAGUUGGGGAAGACAUCCCUUUGGAGCUUAUGAGCAUGGAAGUUGGUGAUGGCAAUACACAAGUAGAGCAACUUGGUGAAGAAGAAGAUGGCACUGACAUACAAUAGUGGCAAUUCAGGUGAGCGAUAUUAUGGCUAUAAUGGUAAGCCUCCAUAGGAUUAAGCCCAGCUGAGGGAGGGGGCAAUUGUGCUACUACGCAUCAGAGCUUCUAAUGAAUCUGGUAUAACCGAGCAAAGGCCAAAUAAAUUUACGACAAGAGCGCCCAUAUUGCAUGCCAUGCCCUGUGCUACAAAGUAAAACACAGCUGGUGGACUGACUCUGAUGCCUGUUUACAUAACAUAAAUUGGGGAUCAUCAUGCCACGCCUGAUCAGAUAACCUAUACAGUGUACCUUGUCAAGAAUG